AUGGCCGAACCCAAGAGUGUCACAGCUGGUGCACCUCUCGUGUUUCCAAUUAUCUGCCUCACUGCGUCCCUACUUUUCAUCCUUCUACUGAACCGCCGUGCAUGUGAGAGCCUCGCCACCAAAUGCCACCAAUUCAUUUACCAGUCCUAUAUCACUGCCAAGGACCAGGUCUUCCAACAAUGGUUCGCUCUCCCUCAUAAUACAGCCACAACCAACGAACUAGAGCUGCGCUAUGGGCUUCUCACUCCAUCCGAUACACCGACUGGAUCUUCUUUCGGGGACGAGGACGACGAGUACAAUCGGUUGGACUGGGAAAGUGGGAAUGGAUGGAUUGACAUUCUUGUCGACAAUUACGUUCGGUGGUUAAUGGAUUCUGACUGGGACGACGAUACGUGGUGA
Penicillium waksmanii is the source of this 399-nucleotide messenger RNA. RefSeq lists its product as uncharacterized. The transcript has a single exon. Bases 1 to 399 code for a protein of 132 amino acids. The record is from RefSeq and is a predicted model, not a curated record. Lineage: Eukaryota; Fungi; Ascomycota; Eurotiomycetes; Eurotiales; Aspergillaceae.